Bolinopsis microptera is the source of this 1300-nucleotide messenger RNA. RefSeq names its product leucine-rich repeat-containing protein 69-like. Gene Ontology annotation, molecular function: protein binding. The record is from RefSeq and is a predicted model, not a curated record. The transcript is spliced from 6 exons. NCBI's taxonomy places the organism in Eukaryota, Metazoa, Ctenophora, Tentaculata, Lobata, Bolinopsidae. The coding region runs from base 18 to 1058 and encodes 346 amino acids.
AUGUAGUACAAUGUCACAUGGCCGACACAUCCCUUCUGAGUGCAGUUCGAGGACAAUCCAAAUCGGUUACUUUGUGUAACAAGGCCCUGAAACGAAUACCUCCACUUCUUUGUAAAGUAACUGGUGCAAAGCAGCUGAUCCUGAAAAAUAAUAAACUAAGAGAACUUCCCUAUGAGUUAGAAAACUUGAGAGACUUGCAGUUUGUGAAUCUCGGUAACAAUGAGUUUGUUAAACUCCCUCUGGUGCUGGGAUGUUUCCCACUUAUAGACACACUCCACAUCUUCAACAACCAACUCGAGGAACUUAACGGGGAAGUGAUCAUAAGAUUGUUCAACUGUAAACUUCUCAAUGCUAACAAUAAUCAGAUAUCUGCAAUUCCGCCAGAGAUACGUGGGAUGAAGAGUUUGAAGAUCUUGUGUCUUGAUAAAAACAGGAUAUCAGUCAUACCACCGGAGAUAUUAUCUUGUAUUGAGAUAACAGAGUUACAUCUGGGAAAUAACAGGAUAAAAGAAUUGCCACGAGAAUUGGGCUAUCUUAAGAACCUCAAAAAGUUGAUGAUAUAUAAGAACGAAUUAUCUGAAAUUCCUGAGGAGAUUGGUCACUGUCAGGCUCUUCAGAUUCUAGACAUAUCCUGCAACAACAUAACGAUGUUCCCUGAGGGAAUAUACCAUUGCUCACUAUCUGAACUGCACUGCGAUGAAAACCCUUUGUUGGAGCACCUUCCUGUACUCAGUCAGAAUGUUAACGAUGUCUUUUAUUUGAAGGAGUUGUGUGCUCGGAUGAUUCUGCAAUCUUUCAAAGACCGCAACUCCAUCCUCCGCAAACAAGCCACCGUCCGUCCGGACGUACUGAACCUCCUGAAAGACGCACGGAAAUGUGUCCUUUGUGAUAAAUCUUACCUUUUCUCCUGGCUGGAAUGUGUUCAUUUUGUGGACGCUAAAGCAGUCCUCAAACUGUCAAACAGGGCCGGGAACAUUCCUAUAAGAGCUUGUUUGUGUUCGUACGAAUGUUUUUAUUCGGAGAGUCACAAUUACUUUGCUGUGUCGUACCCCACGUGACAGGUACCGCUCACUUUUGGAUUACACCGUCAUAUUCAUUAUUCAUAGCAGUAGCUAAGUUUGUAUAAAUAAUACGGGGUUUUAGAAUGGUUUUAUAUGUUCGUUUUCGGGGAUUUGAUAGUAAAUGUGAACUAUGGUAUAUUUGCUAACGUUUUUAUUUGGACGUUUCAAACUUGGCAAUUGAUAACGAACAAGUGUUUAAGUGUGAUGUUGUACUAUCUUUCAACGAUCCUCAUCCACCA